UCAAAAAAUAGGGCAUCCUCCUGCUUUAAAUUCCACGCAAGCCUCUCUUUCUCUCUCUCCCUCGCCACUCGCCCCGUCCUUAGCCGCCAGCCAUUGCCCUCGCCCGACUCCUUCCGUCCUCCGCCUCCUGCCGUUAGGCUUCCGACUUCCCUUCCGUUCUUUCCUAUCUCUUCCCCGCCGCUAUUGGUGUCCAGAUCAGAGGAGGAUAUCCUCUCCUCUGUGGAUUUUGGCUGUCAGUCUCCUUUCCUCUUUGCCGUCUUCUGAAGUCUCGGCGUGGGGAUUGCCGGAUUCUCUAGGGUCGGGCUAGGAUCUCUCUCCGCGUUAUCGGUUCUCUCCUGUUUCUUUUGGGGGGGUAGCCGGGGCUCCGGCCUCGGCGGGUGUCAAAGCCCCCUUAUUCUCAUCGAGAUCUAAACCCUAGCCUUCUUCCUUUCUUCUUUUUUCCCUUUAAUUGUUUUUUUGUUAUUUUUCCAUUAUUUUUUGUUUGACUUUCGAUCGGAAAGUGAUGCCGGCCCACUUAGAUGCUGCGCUUCCGCAUUCUACCUACGGUUUCGCCCGGACUGGAUCUCGUAUCCCGCCGGAGUCACUUCCCGGCGGCGCUCCUUUGGCGGGGAGGGAUCACCUCACCCCGUGGUCCACCGACCUCUCUGCGGAGCUCUACAAGAUCGACGGCUGGGGAGCCCCCUACUUCUCCGUCAACGCCGCCGGCAACAUCGCUGUCCGGCCCCACGGCGCCACCACACUCCCCCACCAGGAGAUCGACCUGAUGAAGGCCGUCCGGAAGGCCGUCGACCAGAAGCCCGCCGGCGGCCUCGGCCUCCGGCUCCCCCUCCUCGUCCGUUUCCCCGACGUCCUCCGCCACCGCCUCGAGUCCCUCCACGCCGCCUUCGACCUCGCUGUCCGAUCCAACGGCUACGGCUCCCGCUACCAGGGGGUCUACCCGGUGAAGUGCAAUCAAGACCGCUACGUCGUGGAGGACAUCGUGGAGGCCGGUGCCCCUUUUCACUUCGGUCUCGAGGCUGGAUCCAAGCCGGAGCUCCUUCUCGCCAUGAGCUGCCUCCUUAGAGGAAGCCCCGAGGCCUUCCUCAUCUGCAACGGCUACAAGGACGUGGAGUACGUCGAGCUCGCCCUUACGGCCAGGGCUUUGGGCCUCAACGCCAUCGUUGUUUUGGAGCAGGAGGAGGAGCUCCUCACGGUGGUGGAGGCCGGCCGGAGGCUUGGCAUCCGGCCGGUGAUCGGCCUCCGGGCUAAGCUCCGGACCAAGCACGCCGGCCACUUCGGUUCCACCUCCGGCGAGAAGGGCAAGUUCGGGCUCACCGCCGCCCAGAUACUCCCCGUGGUUCGGCGGCUCCAGCGACUCGAGAUGCUCGACUGCCUGCAGCUCCUCCACUUCCACAUCGGCUCACAGAUCCCCACCACCGCCCUCCUCGCCGACGGCGUCAGAGAGGCCGCCCAGAUCUACUGCGAGCUCGCUCGCCUGGGCGCGGCCAUGCGCGUCAUCGACGUCGGCGGCGGCCUCGGCAUCGACUAUGACGGGACCCGGUCGGCCGGCUCCGACGCGUCGGUCGGCUACGGCCUCGAGGAGUACGCGGCCGCGGUGGUCCGGACGGUCCGGGACGCAUGCGACCGGCGCCGCAUGCGGCACCCGAUCAUCUGCAGCGAGAGCGGGCGAGCCCUCGUGUCCCACCACUCGGUCCUCGUCUUCGAGGCCUUCUCCUCAUCCUCCUGCUCUGCCGUGGCCGAGCCGGUUCCCAUCGGGCCGGACGUCGCCCAUCUUCUGGAGGGACUCGUGGACUACCGUAGCCUGGUGGCGGCCGCCGUGCGGGGGGAGUACGAGACGUGCCUCCUGUAUGCGGAGCAGCUGAAGCGGCGGUGCGUGGAGCGGUUCAAGGAAGGGCUCCUCGGCCUGGAGCACCUGGCGGCGGUGGACGGCCUAUGCGAGGUGCUCGCCAAGGAGAACGGUCAUGCCGAGCCGGUCCGGGCGUACCACGUGAACCUCUCGGUGUUCACGUCGCUGCCGGAUUUCUGGGCUAUCGGGCAGCUGUUCCCGAUCGCGCCGAUCCACCGGCUGGACCAGCGGCCAGGGGUGAGCGCGGUUCUGCAGGACCUGACCUGCGACAGCGACGGGAAGGUGGACCGGUUUAUCGGCGGUUGGUCCAGCCUCCCGGUCCACGAGCUUGACGGAGAGGAUGGCGGGUACUUUCUGGGGAUGUUUUUGGGAGGGGCCUACCAGGAGGCGCUGGGCGGGGCCCACAACCUGUUCGCGGGGCCCAGCGUGGUGCGGGUGGAGCAAAGCGAGGGACCGCACUGCUUCGCGGUGACGCGGGCGGUGCCGGGGGCGUCGUGCGCGGAUGUGCUGAGGGCGAUGCAGCACGAGCCGGAGGUGAUGUUCGAGGGGCUCAAGGGGCGUGCGGGGGAUUUUGGCGGAGGAGGGGCUGCGGCACGCCGGCUCGCCAGGGCGUUCAACUCCAUGCCCUACCUGGUGCGCGGCGGCGGCGGAGGAGAGCGUGGCGGCCCCGCAGGUGGACGCGGGGAUGACGACGAUGCGGAGGAGUGGGACUUGAUGCGGGGGUUGACCUUGUGAGGGAAGGUGCAAGAGGCCACGGCAAGGUGUCAGAAUAACUUUACUUUUUCAACAGAAAAAAAAAAGAAGUAAUUUUACUUUUUCAACAAGCAAGAAAAAAAAAUAGAGAAGCCUUUAUAUACGUUUUAGGUUCUUUCUUUUGCCACGUUUGUUGGCCAGAGGGAAAGGGCGUCUCCCGUUUGUUUCUUUUGCCUAUGCAAGUUGAUAGUGGCAUUAUUCCGUGUUCUUUUUUUUUGGUAGCUAACGACUGCAUGUUGGCAAUGGAAUUUCUCCGUGCUUGACUUCC
Messenger RNA from Phoenix dactylifera (date palm), 2867 nucleotides. Its product is annotated as arginine decarboxylase-like. Gene Ontology annotation, biological process: spermidine biosynthetic process; L-arginine catabolic process. Lineage: Eukaryota; Viridiplantae; Streptophyta; Magnoliopsida; Arecales; Arecaceae. The record is from RefSeq and is a predicted model, not a curated record. Gene Ontology annotation, molecular function: arginine decarboxylase activity.